GAAGGAAGGAAGGAAGGAAGGAAGGAAGGAAGGAAGGAAGGAAGGAAGGAAGGAAGGAAGGAAGGAAGGAAGGAAGGAAGGAAGGAAGGAAGGAAGGAAGGAAGGAAGGAAGGAAGGAAGGAAGGAAGGAAGGAAGGAAGGAAGGAAGGAAGGAAGGAAGGAAGGAAGGAAGGAAGGAAGGAAGGAAGGAAGGAAGGAAGGAAGGAAGGAAGGAAGGAAGGAAGGAAAUGUCCUAUCCUAUACUAAGUUUUUUAUUCUGUCAGCAAAAAUAGAGAGGAAACUCACAUCAAAGCAUAAAGCAGACAAUAUGAAUAUCAAGAAAUUAAAAUUCUCACAAAGAAACGCACAGUCCACAUCAAUAUCAAAUAUUACCAAAAUAAAGAAUAGUUUUGCAUUUAUGUAUCCAAAACUGACCUCUUUACUGCAGGUUAUCAAGGGCCACAAGAACCCAGUUCCUGAAGCCUGACCCUGAUCAAACAGGGUUCGCUCACAAAAGCACAACACUCUCCACUGCACAAAAACAUCUCCGCUCUUUGUGUCACCCAACACAGCCCCCCUGAACCAACAUUCAAAUACUCAAGAGUGACACUGGCCCCGGGUAAGGGGAUACCCAGCACAUUUACAUGCCUGCACCUGCCCUGCUCCCCACAGCACCAACACCAAAAUCCCCCCAGCAGCAGCAGCAGGAGCUCUAUAAAGCUCCUCUUGCCAGCCCUGACACUGCACCAACAGCAGCCACUGACCUGCCUCAGCCACUGCUGCCACAGCCCCUUGGCCAGCACAGCUCUGCUCCCCAGAUCCCACCAUGGAAGCUCGUCACUCUCCACAGCAAUACAAUGUCACUUCCUAUGGGACCAUAACUGUGGCCAUCAUCACCCUGGAGGCGUUUGCUGGCAUGUGGAUAAAUGCUUUCAUCGUUUGUGUGCUUUGCAUUGGCUGGUUCAAAAAGAAAACCUUGAACUCAAAUGAGAAGAUCUUGCUGCUGCUGGGAUGCUCCAGGUUUUGCUAUUUGUGUUUCACAUGGGUAUACUGUUGCCUUUCAAUAACUUAUCCCAAUUACCUUUAUGUUCAAAUCACAUUUCAACUUAUUAUAUUUUUUCAAAGCUCUUUUACUUCUUCCAACUUGUGGGUCUCUGCCUGUCUUUGUGUAUUUUAUUGCAUAAAAAUUGCCAAUUUCAGGAACAGCUUCUUCAUCUACCUGAAAGUCAAAAUUGACAGGAUGGUGCCCUGGCUCUUGUUGGCAUCAGUGCUUUCAGCCUUGGCUAUCGGCAUCAUUGCCUAUGACCUCGCUGAUACAAAGCUCAGUAACAAACACAAUUCCACUGGACAAGGAAAUUUUCCAACAAUGAGUGGCAAAAUGAAUGAAAGUUUUUUCCACCUGUAUUUUAUCUAUGGCUUUGGAGUUAUCACUUCUUUCACAGCAGUCAUCUCUUCUGCACUUCUCCUUCUCUUUUCUCUCUGGAGACACAAACGCAAGAUGCAGAAAAACUCCAUGAACAACCUCAGCAUGGAAGCCCACAUCAAAGCCAUGAAAUCCAUUCUCUCCUUUUUUAUAAUGUAUAGUAUAAACUUUAUAUUUCUGAUGCUGUCACUAAUUCCUUCACAAAAGGAAGAAAGUUAUAUGGCAUUUCUUAGUUUAAUAUUUCCGUAUGCUUUUCCAGGUGUUCAUUCCCUUAUUGUGAUUUUCAGCAAUCCCAAGCUGGAAAAGACACUGAUAAGGAUUCUCUCCUGUGUCAAGUGCAAGGAUUGCAUGAGGUAGGAACUGUAAUA
Messenger RNA from Prinia subflava (tawny-flanked prinia), 1770 nucleotides. Its product is annotated as taste receptor type 2 member 9-like. The coding region runs from base 806 to 1759 and encodes 317 amino acids. NCBI's taxonomy places the organism in Eukaryota, Metazoa, Chordata, Aves, Passeriformes, Cisticolidae. The record is from RefSeq and is a predicted model, not a curated record. Gene Ontology annotation, cellular component: membrane. Gene Ontology annotation, biological process: G protein-coupled receptor signaling pathway; sensory perception of taste; detection of chemical stimulus involved in sensory perception of bitter taste. The transcript has a single exon. Gene Ontology annotation, molecular function: G protein-coupled receptor activity; bitter taste receptor activity.